This is a messenger RNA of Hypoxylon fragiforme, 1697 nucleotides long. Its product is annotated as alpha/beta-hydrolase. The transcript is spliced from 2 exons. NCBI's taxonomy places the organism in Eukaryota, Fungi, Ascomycota, Sordariomycetes, Xylariales, Hypoxylaceae. The coding region runs from base 195 to 1211 and encodes 338 amino acids. The record is from RefSeq and is a predicted model, not a curated record.
GACGAUCGAGAUUUGUAGUGUAUAGUGUAGUUGUACUUCCUUCCCUUCCACCACUGAUGAGGUAAGAGGCGUAUGCAGUACAUACACACACACACACAUACAUGCAUACCUGAGCCACCUUUGAUAGGUAUCACAGGCCGCAACACCGUUUAGGCAGCACUCCAACUCCAACCACCACCAAACCACACCACACAAUGGAGCCCACCAACCCAGCCCCCGCCAACCCGGGGAUGCACUACCUCUACCACCCCGCCAACGACGCCUGCCCCCUCGCCUUCCAGUCCUCCCUCCCCAUCCCCAAGCCCACCACCUCCCCCGACGAAGCCAAUCGGUACGCGCACUGCAUCCUCCUGCUCCACGGCUUCAGCGGGUCCUCCGCGUACUUCGCGCGCAACUACCGCGCGCUGAGCGAGCGCCACUGGGUCGUCGCGCCCGAUCUGCGGGGGCACGGGAACUCCGGACGGGGGAGGGGAGGGUACCACGUCGCGCGGCUGGCGGCGGACGUGCGUGACUUGCUGGCGUUCUUGAGGGCGGCGAUGCCCGCGCUGGAGAGCAUCGUGCCGGUCGGCUGCUCGAUCGGCGCCGCGGUCCUGUGGACGUAUGUCGAGCUGUUUGGGAGCAGCGCGGACGACGGGAUACGCGGGUUCGUGUUCGUGGACCAGGCGCCGCUGCAGGACCGGUCGCCGGCGCUGGCUGGCAAUGGCGAUGACGACGACGAGUGGGGCCCCUCGCGCGCGCACCUGGGCUGCUACGACGAGGCGACGAUGCGCGCCGCGCAGCGCGAAUGGACCGAGGACCCGGCGGGCGCGCACGCCGGGCUCGUGAGGUCGUGUCUGGGGUACCGGCACAUCGGGCCAGACGACGACGACGACGCGGACAGGCGGCGGCGCGACGAGGAGUUCUUCACGAAGAUCAGCGAGCGCUGCGACCACGUGUGGCUCGCGCGGCUGCUGGCCGACCACACGCGGUACGACCACCGCGAGGCGAUCGAGAUGAUCGAGGUCCCGACGCUGGUGCUCGCGGGACGGAAGACGGGGUGUUUCCCGCUGGAGGGCAUGGAGGAGACGGUCAGGAGGGUGGAGAGGAGGAGGCCCGGGUUGGCGAGGAUGGAGGUCUUUGAGGCGGGGCAUUGGUUGUUUUAUGAGGAGCCGGAGAGGUUCAAUAGGGUGGUGGGAGAGUUUGUGGAUAGUUGUGUGAGUCUUGUACAAUAAACACAAAAAAACCAUUGUCUGGUCUUUGUCUCUUUCAGAAGGCUCGUGCCUCUAUUAUACAGUUUCUUUCAGCUACAUCGUGUGUAUAAGACCUCACAUAUAGAUAGAGAUUGUUCAAGUUCAUCCCCUCCCCUAUCACACCCAAUUCACUGAAAACUCAACCAUCAAAAACAAAACAACUACUUGCAGAAACAGCUUCGAUAUAUCAUCACUUUAUCGCUUUAUUCACACGAAAACAACAUGUGCACACAAGAGCUACCAGAGCAUGGGGAGGCUACCCCUAUCUAUACCGCUAUCACCAAGGCGUAUUGGUACAUCCACUAAGGGUCCUCAUGAUGGAAGGGACUGGUUAAAUCCUCAAUUCACAAGCAUUCCGAGGCAAUUUUUUUUAUAGAUAUUUACUUGGUAGCAAUGAGAGGGUAGUUUAAUAUUACUUAUUUAUUUUAUAUUUCAUGAAGCAGCUUACUUGACUUCUAUCUUUCUUAC